UUCAAGCAGAACAAGGGCCAAGAAACAAAGAGGAUAAAAUAAAAUUAUGAACGAAGAAAAUUUAGAAGAAUGGGAUGCCAGUUUCUUGGAGGAACUUAUUCAAGUUGAAGAGUUCGCUCUUUCUUGUUCUUAUGUUAACCAAGACAAUCGCACUCCUUCCUCUUCCUUUUUACCGCUGGAGCCGCCGCCUUCGUCAUCUUCACGUAAUCAACCCCUACAUUUUCCGCCGCCUCCAUCUCGAACUGAUCCCAUCAGUUACUCGCCUCCGAGAGAGCUCUCUCAGAGACCCACCGAAUUGGUUGGCGCCUCGAAUUCCAGUGGCUUUGUUGCUAAAUGCGCUACUCCUUCGACUACGGCGCGGCGCGAUGGUGGUUCUGCUAACACUAAGGAUCUCGAAAUCGAGCUCCUAAAGAAGGAGUUGGGGCGUGUUUCAAAGCAGCUUGCGGACCUGGAACAUGAGUGUUCAGAACUUAAGAAGGAAAGAAACAAGGAGGAUCAGCUUACGGUCUCCAAUUCAAACAAUGAGGCCAAAAUUGCUAAUUUGAAAGCCAUCAGCAUCACUGACAGAGAACAUGGAAUCCCUGUUGACGCUCAUGAUCGAGUUGUACAAAAAUUUCCAAAUAGAAAAUCUUUUAACGAUCCAAUUAGCCUCCAUACAGUCAAGUCAAGCUGUCAGGCAAUUGGAGUUCAUACAGAUUUAAAUGCUUCUCUUAAUCUUUGCGAGAAGUUGCAGGACAUCUGGGGCUUGCCAAGUGAGCAAAAGUUUGGAAGAAAUCUGAUAUCCAAGUUAUUUGCGGUUUGUUCGGAUGAUAUUGAUGUCCUUUUUGGGUUCAUAAAUAUGAGGUCACCUUCCAAAACUCUGGAACUACAUGCAGUUAAGAGCUCUGUCAAUAUGACUUUGAAGAGUUCCAUUCAUCCUUUUCUUAGUGCCGAAGCUGCAAAAGUAUCUCGUUUCUACUCUGCUUUGACAAAGAUUAGUAGUGGAAUGUUGCAGCUACAGGCUCUAUUUGAAUCUUUGUUUGAUCUCUGUACUGCUGAAAAUGUAGUUAUUGUGUAUAGAUCACUGCAUAUACUACAUGUCCUGUUGAAGCAUCUUGUGACUUUCGAAAGGGAAUCCAGAGGAAGGGAAAACUUUUUGGUUGAGCAUCUUCACUCUGGAAGCGGCACUGAUGAUAUAUUUGGAUAUGAAACUAGAGAUCGGGCUUGCAUUGGCAUGGAUGGGGCCUUUUCAAGUUAUGUGCCAACUGGAGUAGGAUCUUCUGAAGCAAAAUAUCCGUGCAAGAAAGGAUGUUAUGAUACUAGCUCUGCACCAUUGUUUUCCCAUAUAAACUGGAUUUAUCUCUUUGAAUUUAUGCGUCUCAUUUUAAUGAAGAGUGUUGAAGAAUGUGUAAGAUUGGAAGCAGUCUCGAUUAUGAAUGUGAUUCUGAUGAGAAGUGAUGCUUACACAGAAAGAGAAAAGUUUGGCCUCAGUCAAGUCUUUGAAUGUAUUUCACAACUACUGAAAAAGGAAGCUGGGCUUCUUGUACAAAAGGAGGCUGUGCAUGCUCUCUACCUGCUUUUAAAUUGUCCUAAAUUGGUGGUCACAUUCUGCUCUGGUUGUACAACGGAGACAAAUGCUGAUGAUGCUUAUGACAAGGGAAACACAGAUGCUAUCCAAGGAUUCACUAUGAUUCUUGAGGGGUUGGCUGACUGUAUAGUUUUCUCUGGGAACACUUUACAAGCCUUGGAUCUACGCAAAAAUGCCAUCACCUUACUCGCUUUUGUGGCCUCAUCUGGAAAAUCUGGUUUUGACAUACUAGUGAAUAACAAGCUAUCUAGAGAAGUAAAUUUUCUAACACUAAUUAUGCAACUGUUGGCAUCUGAGAUAGACAUGGAAGCCACAGUAAGUACUGAAUCUAAUGAAACCCUAAGAGCAAGGACAUUAUUGAUACGGGAAGUGCUGAUAUUACUCAAUAGACUCGUGUCAAACCCUGUACAGUCUGCCACAGUUUUGCGAUUGUUGACUAACAGCAGGGAUAUGGUCAGUUUAACCAUUGAUGUUGCAAACAGGUUGUCCAGAAAAGAACCGAAACUUAGGCUGUUCGACCACAUAACUAAGCAGAUGAGAGAAUCUGAAAUUGUUGACUUGGGACGAAUGUUCAAGAGAAGGGUUUCUACUUAUCUUGGAGAGUGACUUGCUGUGGAGUGAAAGAUAUAUAAUCAUUAAUUUUUCUAAGGCAUAGCUCCUUCCCGGUUAUGGUUUGUUCUCGGAGAAAGAA
Hibiscus syriacus is the source of this 2258-nucleotide messenger RNA. RefSeq names its product protein SENSITIVE TO UV 2-like. NCBI's taxonomy places the organism in Eukaryota, Viridiplantae, Streptophyta, Magnoliopsida, Malvales, Malvaceae. Gene Ontology annotation, biological process: DNA damage response. Bases 47 to 2173 code for a protein of 708 amino acids. The transcript has 11 exons. The record is from RefSeq and is a predicted model, not a curated record.